CACCAUGGUAGCUGUAAUAUAAAGAGAAAACAAAAUAAUAAAUAAACAAAAAUUGAAGUACUGAACAAAAAAAAAAUUUCUUUUAAAAAAAAAUCUCAAAAAUGCCCAAAAUAAAAUCCAAGAAAGGCCGACGGGAAGUGGACUGGUCUUCGGAUGUCCAUUUUCAAAAGACUCGUUCCAUUGUCUAUAUCGAACACACCCAUGAAUGUCCCAUAUUCGCCAUUAAAGCUGAGGAGUUUCUUAAAUUUCUUCAAUCUCAAAUAUCAACAAGGCAAUUUGUUUUAAUACGCAAUGGCUAUGGAAAAAUUGAGCCUCGUCCGGGUUCAUUCGAAAUAGAGUUUUCCCAAAAUGCUCGUACCUCAAGACAUAAUCUAUGGUCCGGUUUAGAUAAGGGUCCACCGAGACGGGAUAAGUUUCCCAAUUUUGAAAGUCUUAUGCCGGCAAUACACAAAAUUUUAAAGAAAUUCUAUCCGGAUGUGGUGCAAAGAGGCGAAGAUGAUUAAUGCAAAUGUGGAAAUUUGAGGUUGGAAUGACAAUGAGGUCCUCGCAUUGUUUUGGGUACUGAACAAUUUUAAGUUGAUUGUUGCUUAUAAAAUCCUGUAUAUCGAAUAAAGACAAAACAAUUAUUA
Molecule: messenger RNA, 629 nt
Organism: Stomoxys calcitrans (stable fly)
Lineage: Eukaryota; Metazoa; Arthropoda; Insecta; Diptera; Muscidae
Product: selenoprotein BthD-like
Exons: 1
Coding region: 102-503 (133 amino acids)
Source: RefSeq, a predicted model, not a curated record